Pogonomyrmex barbatus (red harvester ant) is the source of this 1326-nucleotide messenger RNA. RefSeq lists its product as uncharacterized. The record is from RefSeq and is a predicted model, not a curated record. Lineage: Eukaryota; Metazoa; Arthropoda; Insecta; Hymenoptera; Formicidae.
UACAAUUAAAGUAAUGUAAUUCUGUAAUCAAUUAUGUGAUUGAAUACGUUAUGUUGAUGUUAAAAUACGCGGAAAUAAUCAAUAAUAAUGCUUUCACAUCGUUACAGUAAUUCCAAUAUAUCUAUACUAAAUUACUUUCCGACGAGAUCAAAGGUCAAUGUUCAGACCGAUGUUCCCGAUAUAUUGGCAGUUAUGUGCUCGCUAUUUAUAGUUCCCGAGUUAAUCGUUACGACUAUAAUCGUUACGAUAUUUGCAUAUGUCAAGAGAUGCGCUCUUGCUUAACAUGUCAUUAUGCAGUAACAGUAAGACUGCUAUGUAAUUGUUUUUAGAGUUUUCAUGAAAAAAAUAAGUACACUUUUCAUUCAAAAUUAUAUACGAUGAUGUUGAUAUUAUAUGAUAUGAUUUCAUAUAGAACAAGGUUUUCUAUUACAGCACUGUAAUAACAAAUAGAUGUCAGUGUAGUACAGUGUUUAAUGAGCCUCAGUUUCGAUUACACUUUGCAACUCAACAGACUUCGUAUAUUACGCAUUAUCUCAUUUCUCUUAGAUAUCAAACAUGCGACCGCUAUACAUCAUUUUUGCAUUGCUGCUCUCAGCUAUAAUUAUUGCAUUGCCUAUUUUCGUGAUGGGUGUCGAGGAUACAGCGUGCAAUUGCGAGCACUGUGACGAGGAAAGAGUGAUCGGUUUGGAAGAGGAGAUGACUACUACUACUACUUCCAUGUACAAAGAGGAGGACGAUAAUGAUGGUAAUCGGACAAUUUGCGCUAGAAGUCGUGAUUUUAACGAUCGCACGUUUCCAAGCGUCUGUUACAUGCUAUGUUACAAUCGUUGUACGAGAUACCGAAUGAUGGCCGUUCAAGAGAAUGACGUGAAGAAGUACAUCAUGAUUGCAUAUAGACCGAUGUCUACUACAGAGCAAAUGUUAUGUUUUUCUAUAAUUAAGAUACUACACAUACACUCGACAACUUGAAAUAUGAGCGAAGCCCAUUCCAUUGCACUACGAGCUGACCUCUGCAAUAUUCCUGACAUGGAUGUCUAAGGCGUAUAAAUUUUUGGUAGCCGGAACUACAUUCGCGUGCUGUCCCGAUUUAUGAAAAUAUUAUUCUGCAAUUUGUGAUGGAGUCUAUAAUUUGAAAUUAGAGCUAUAAUAUAUUUUGCAUUUUUAUUAACAAUGUUUAUACGUAGUACUAUGACGUGUAUGCAUAUCAGUAUGUAGAUUAUUAUUGGCAGGUGUUCUAAUUUUUCAAGUGUCUUUUAUACUAUAUCACACAUAACAUUGUAGGUGAAUUUUCGUGAAUUUCAAUAAUUUAUGUUUACGUUGGAGACC